Molecule: messenger RNA, 3969 nt
Organism: Dioszegia hungarica
Lineage: Eukaryota; Fungi; Basidiomycota; Tremellomycetes; Tremellales; Bulleribasidiaceae
Exons: 18
Coding region: 1-3969 (1322 amino acids)
Biological process (GO): regulation of transcription by RNA polymerase II
Cellular component (GO): MOZ/MORF histone acetyltransferase complex
Molecular function (GO): protein binding
Source: RefSeq, a predicted model, not a curated record
AUGCCUCAGCUCGAGAGCUCGGCGGACGUCCAGUAUCAGCAUCAGCUGCCUACGGUCAGCUUUCGCGAGAUCAGGGAUGAUCCGUCCCUCCUUGCACCUGCAGGUGUUCACUCUGACCAGCUGCGUCACUAUGGCUACAAUGACUUCUCCGACUACACUCGUCCAGAGCACUACAUCCGAUACAUAGAGCCGAUAGAGACAGAGCUCGCGGUACAGGUCGAAUAUGACAUGGAUGAGCAGGACCAAGCCUGGCUGGAGGCCAUCAAUGCCGAGCGGAGAAAAGAUCAGUCCGGAGCGAUCAGCUAUGAGGUCUUUGAAGUCAUUAUGGACAAGCUAGAGAAGGAGUGGUUUAACCUGAUCAAGCGUAUACCUCAGCCUGCAUCACAUAUGCCCGUGGAGGACUCAAAGUGCGCAGUAUGUGAUGAUGGCGAAGGCGAGAACUCGAACGCUAUCGUAUUCUGCGAUGGGUGCAAUUUGGCCGUCCACCAAGACUGCUAUGGCGUACCGUACAUCCCCGAGGGGCAGUGGCUAUGUCGAAAGUGUACAGUCUCGCCGGAGAACCCGGUAUCUUGUCUCGUCUGCCCGAACGAAGGCGGAGCUUUCAAGCAGACCACAACCGGUCACUGGGCGCAUCUUCUCUGCUCGAUCUGGAUUCCAGAGUUGAUGCUCGGUAACGCGAUAUACAUGGAGCCAAUUGAUGGGGUUGAGGCUAUCCCAAAGAACAGGUGGAAAUUGAUCUGCUCACUAUGUCGCGAGAAGAUGGGAGCCUGCGUACAAUGCGACAACCGAAACUGCUUUACCGCCUUCCACGUCACUUGCGCUCGGCAGAUGGGGUGUCUCUCUCCGAUGAAGUCUGCGCAUAAUGACGGGACGCUCAAAGCGUACUGUGACAAACAUCUUCCCGACGAUAUGCGCAAAGACACCUUUGACGACGAAUUCGGAUCCGACGACUCGGGAACCCCUCUGCCCAAGAAACAGCGCGCGGCCGCGGUCAUCAAAGCUGCAGUAACGACCAAGACUGCCCGUGCGCACGCCAAGUCGUAUCGACCCGGACCGCCUGUCGUUCCCCACCUCAUUGUCCAGAUGCUGCUGGACUAUGUCAGCAAGCUCCAGAUAAGAAAGCGGGCGGGGUUUGUGGAGAAGCUAUGUCGAUACUGGAGUUUGAAGCGGGAAGCGAGGAGGGGCGCCCCGCUCCUGAAGCGACUACAUCUCGAGCCAUGGACAGCGUCGAAUGCUGGCCGACAGCAGACCGAGGCGGAGAAGGCGCUAAAGCUGUCUUUUCUCCGUCUGCUGCGGAAUGAUCUGGAGAAGGUCCGGAUGUUGGCGGAGCUGGUGCGCAAGCGGGAGCGGGAGAAGUUGCGGCAGGCGCAAGUCAUCAAGGAUAUGGUGGAUGGGUUCAUCUUUCCGGGGUAUGAGCAGUUACGUCUGACUCUGGAGAAGAUAUCUGCUAUGGACCGGAACGAGCUGUUUCUGAACCCCGUCAACCGCUUCGAGGUCCCUGACUAUUUCCAGGUCAUCAAGGAACCAAUGAGCUGGAUGCAAAUGGACGACAAGCUGGAGAAGAACCUGUAUCGGACAACGGAGGACUUCAAGCGCGACGUCCAUCUCGUUCUCGACAAUGCUAUACUGUAUAAUAAGCCCGAAACCCAGUUCAACAAGGUCGCCAAGCGCAUCCAAGCCAACGUCCAGCCCCUUCUUGACGAGCUCAGCACACUCGGCUCUCAUUCGAUGAUGAUGCCUCCCGGCGAUGGCCUGGACAUAUCGUCGGUACCGGCCGAGGCAAUUGGCGAUCUCGAGCCAUCCCUUCUACUUCUGCAGUCGGCUUUGCACACAUCGACCGUCGACACCGAGCUGGACAACCUCCGCUCGGUCUUUGCAUUCGAGAUGGCCAAGCCUCGACCACCUACCCCGCCCCCACCACCCCCGCCUACUCCCCCCAAACGGCCCACAAAUGCGGAGCUACGCGAAAGGCGAGCUGCGCGUGCUGCGGCUGCGGCUGCGGUCGCCAAGCCGCCUGUCGUCCCGCGGGCUACUCGGGCGAAUAUCCAAGCCAAUGUGGCAUUUGCGCAAGAAGCUGGCUUUGCCGGCUCGUCCGAUACCGAAGCGCACUCGCGGCAGACCUCGGGCGCCUCGCGAUCCCGAAGCGGCCGUUCCAGACUGGCGCCACCCACGGAACAACCGUCAUCCGCUCUUACUUCUCCCGGGCCCGAGUCAUCGACAAGCGCCCGUGGAAAGCGAAGUAGAAUGCCAACGACCACAUCGGCCGUGACUCCUUCCGAGGCAGAGACGUCGUCUACCGCGCCGAGACCUCGUCCGAGGCUUCAGACGGGUGUGGUGGCGAUAGAGACUAUUCCUCUGAUCAGCGACAAGGAGAGGCGCAAGCGCGAGCUGGAGCUGGAUCUGGUGACGGAGGAUAUCGGCGCUGCAGAUCAUUUCAAGAGAUUCAAUGUCGGCUGGGUGUUGCCGGCCGGAACGAAGCGGAAGCGGGCGGAAAGGCCGGAUCUGCUCGGAGUACCUCGAGGUCGAUCCGGAACAGCAAGUACCUCCCCUCUCGUACCGGCUGUUACCCUGCCACCCUCGCCUGAAAAAGCCGGGCCACCGCAACGCAGUAGCCCACUCAGCGCCAUAUCGUCAGACAACCUCACGCCACCCGGCUCUGAGGCCGACGCAACCGAAGCUCCUAUCUUUAACGUGACUCCGGCGGAGGACGAAGGGCAGGCUCAGGCUGGUCCCGGUCCAAGCACCGCCAGGAACAGGAAGCGGAAGCCCAAGGGCUACCCAGCAACCUCUGGGCGGAAGAGGAGGCGGACCGACAAGAAAGACGAGCAGGCGGAGCUGGGAGAGGAUGUGGAGAUGGCGGAGGCGGCAGAAGAGGAGGAGCCGGGAGUGGCGCAUGUCUCGGAAGAAGACGACCUAAGCCCACCGCCACCGGACUCUCGGGCGGGCGAGACUACCCCGAAAGCUGCCACGCCAUCUUCGGCCCCUUUGACGCCCAUCGAGUAUACCCCGGUCAAGCGCGUUACUCGCGGACGGGGCAGAACAAGCGGGAAUGUUGAGGCAGCUGCCGCUGAGCGGACCGAGAGAGGUGACCGGGAGGCGGAGCAGGCAGUAUCCAAUGCGCCUACGCCGGUAGCCUCGGCCGUACCGCAACGUAUCUCUCGGACUGGCCGGAAGUCCGGGGUUGCGAUUGCCGUGCCAGCCCCAGCUCUCGCUGAGCAAGAAGCUGCGAGUGGGCAAGCGGAGUCUAGCGCAAUCUCAUCUAUUGCCUCGUCACCCGUCAAACGUAACAGCCGGUCGAGUCGGAAGUCCGCGGCUGCACUGAAGGAGGAGAAGGCGGUGCAAGUGGAGCAGGAAGACGAGAUCAUGCACGACGAUCAAGGGGUGGAGGAGGCGGCCUCGGAUAUCGCUUCGCCCGCCAAGUCUUCUCCGGUGAAGCGGGGCUCUCGGUCGAAUCGAAAGUCCAAAGCGGACACUGCUGGGCCAAGCCGUCCUAUUGAAGAGGAGGACGAUGAUGAUGCGAUGGGGGAGAUACGAGCAGACUCUGUCGCGCCUACCGAGGCUACCGAGCCGAAAGAUGAAGAGGAUGACCCUUUCCCAGAGGGAACUCUUGUCUGGGCUAAAGUCCCUGGGUACCCCUAUUUCCCCGCUGAAAUCGUCGAUCCUGAGGACGAGGACCUCGAGUUGUCCGAAGCCGUCUUCGAAGGCCAACCUGCCGAGGAUGCUGAGCGCCAUUGGCUCAUCCGCUUUUUCGACCCUACCAACAGCUUUGCGUGGGUCUCCCAGGCUAAGAUGGAUAUGCUUGGUGAAUCGGAUGAACUUGACGGGGCGUACUUGGCUCUCAAAGAGAGAGGACGCGGUGGCAUUUUCGGUCGGUCCAAGUACUCAGGGAUUCAUCGGUUCAAGACGCAACUCUCCAAGGCAUUCAGAGAUGCUAGGGCUCAGAUGGUUGAGAGCGGCGAAGAGACAUGA